Daldinia caldariorum is the source of this 2186-nucleotide messenger RNA. RefSeq lists its product as uncharacterized. Lineage: Eukaryota; Fungi; Ascomycota; Sordariomycetes; Xylariales; Hypoxylaceae. The transcript is spliced from 6 exons. Bases 298 to 2103 code for a protein of 601 amino acids. The record is from RefSeq and is a predicted model, not a curated record.
AUUCCAGGUCACCGCCGUCAUAAAACGGGUAAGUCACCGAGGUUAGCCUUACAUACUUACAGGUCGCCGUAGCCGUAGCUUUCAGAGAAGUGCGUCUACAGAGGAGCGAACUACGUCGGUGAAGCGCAAUUUUCUAACCAUUCCCAGGGGUACAGGGGAGACAGUUCGUUCAAGGAUUAAUCUUCCCGAGAACAAAAAAGCUUAGCCCGUGGGGGCAUGUAAAAUAUAUUUCUUCUGGUUGACACACCAAACUUUACUUACCCAUUCAACGUAUCCUAAAAAAAAGUUUGAGUCGAUAUGAGGUCGACUACUCAGUCUGCGCUCAAGGCGCUCGCGCUUGUCGCUAUAGCGGGAGCUAUUCCUACGAUUCUUGCCCACGGUCACGACGAUGAAGGCGCAAUGGAUAUGGACGCGACUAUGGAUAUGAGCAAAGAGGAACCCAAGCCAGACCCAGAAUCGUAUCCGCCCACGUACUUUUCGCACUCGGAACACGUAGUCGAAAUCUAUGCGCAUAUAGCUCUAAUGGUGAUCAGUUGGGUAGUCAUGCUGCCAACAGCUGUCAUGUUCUCGAUUGCGCGAUCCCGGUAUACGCUCCCGCUCCAGUUUCUGUUCCUCGUUACGAAUGCGCUCGGCGUCGUACUAGGUAUUACCUACAAUGCGAACACACCCGAUCUAUAUCCAAACAACGCGCACCACAAGCUUGGCUGGAUAGUCACUUGGGUAGUUAGCGCGCAAGUAUUUAUCAGUCUCGUCGGCCGCGUCGCGGGUGUCUUGGGCAGCAAGGGAACAGAAGGAGUUAGCAAGGAGGAAGAGCAGGCAUUCAUUCCGGUUUCGACAGAGGCUAUGGCUGAACACCAGCGCAUUAAUGACAGGAUGUACCCUCAUCCAUAUCGCCACUCUAACGAUAGUGGGCAAGGUACUGAACCGGGUACCGAAUCUUUGAGGAGCAACUCGGUAUCGACUGCGCUGGGCCAAGAAUCACCUAUUGAGACGAGCGACCGACGAAUCCACUACGACGAUCUCGAUGACAUUCAUUUCCAGUCCGCGGAAGUGCUAGACUCAAACAAGGCCAACUCAUUUAUCGCUAAAUUUGCCAGCAAGAUCUCCUCUAGAGCAUGGAAGGUUUUGAUGUUUGCCUACAACUUCGUCGACAGGACCAUUCUCAUUCUAGGUUACAUCGCCUUAUGCACUGGUGUAAUCACUUUCGGACGGUUCUUUGAGGGUCAUAGUAUUUUCAGCGGCUUAGCCCACUGGAUUAAGGGUGGCAUCUUUUUCUGGUACGGUUUAUUGACUCUCGGAAGGUGGUCGGGAAGUUUCGGUGAGCUUGGUUGGGCAUGGAACGUUCGUCCGAAACAAAGCUCGCAGAAAUGGAGACCUACCGCGGAAUUCGUUGAGGGUGCGCUCAUCUUCACUUACGGUUCGACUAACAUCUUCCUCGAGCAUCUUGGCAACGCCGGCAAGGAGUUCAGCCCUCAGGACCUUGAACACAUCUCCAUCACCGUCCUCUUCAUCGGCGGUGGCCUCCUUGCGAUGCUUAUUGAGUCAACACGGAUCCGCGAGCUUCUGAAUACUACAGUGUACGAUGCGGCUGUCUCUCAUCCUAGCCAUGCGUACAGUGACGAGGAACGUGAAGCCCUGCAACCGCCUAAAGAAUAUGAAUUUUCCGUCAACCCGAUCCCGGCACUUGUCAUCUUCCUUCUUGGUAUCAUGAUGAGCUCGCACACGCAGCAUAAUAUGGUUUCCAGCAUGGUUCACAAGCAGUGGGGUAACCUCUUAACCGGCGCUUCUUUCGCUCGAGGAUUUACAUACGUGCUCGUUUAUCUCAAGCCACCUCGCUCGAUUCUACCUUCUCGCCCUCCGACUGAGCUGAUCACUGCAUUUGGACUAAUCGCUGGGGGUACUAUCUUCAUGGCGAGCGCCAACGAUACUGUUGAGGGAAUGAUCCACUACGACUUGGAUGCCAUGUUCUUCUACACCGUUACCAUGGGAUUAGUCGGUCUGGUUAUGGCCUGGGAAGUUAUUCUCCUAGCCCUCAAGGGCUGGGCCGUCCGAAAGGAAUCCAGCCGAACCCUGAAAUCCUGGGACUUGGCCUCUCGCGUUUAAGCGGUCCGGUCAAACACCUUCGGAGAAAUUCAAAGCAGAUUAUAAACAUGGAAAAGGAAACGGCCUGGUCAGUCCCGGGCAGC